AUGUCUAGAGCGUCGAAGAUCACCCUGCUCAGCACUAUUCUUGGUACCGCCGGCGUAGUCGCCUUUGUUCACUGGGCCCAGACCGCUGAACAAGCUGCUAUGCACGCCGGUGUCGUUCGAGAUAUGGAACACCAACGCAUCAAGAGAGAAAGGCAGGCGGACUUUGACAUGCAGAGGCAGCUGGAGGAAGAGUACAAGAAGGUGCAGACUGUGCGUGACAGUACCAGUGGUGCUUGA
Cladophialophora psammophila CBS 110553 is the source of this 237-nucleotide messenger RNA. RefSeq lists its product as uncharacterized. Lineage: Eukaryota; Fungi; Ascomycota; Eurotiomycetes; Chaetothyriales; Herpotrichiellaceae. The coding region runs from base 1 to 237 and encodes 78 amino acids. Gene Ontology annotation, cellular component: mitochondrion. The record is from RefSeq and is a predicted model, not a curated record. The transcript has 2 exons. Gene Ontology annotation, biological process: mitochondrial respiratory chain complex IV assembly.